AAAUUUUAACACAUUCAUUCAAAGUUUGAUUUUGUGAAGAUCGAAAAUGGGGGGGACUCAGUUGUUUUGGUCCUCCUUCUGUAUAAUGAUACUCAGUUCGAAUUUCGUGAUAGCCUGCGAUGAAAAAGGACUAUGUUUGUUAGAGGCUCUCAAAGAAAUGAAAGACUGUAAAAAGACAGCUCUGGCUUCGUUAUUGAAACCGCUGCUGUCUAAGCUCGAAAAGAAAGAAAAACAUUUCUGCAGUAAAUGCGGUGCUAAAGAGCCUCCACCACCUCCGGCAACGAUUGUUUUGAUGCCAGCAUCACCACCGUCGCCAUGUCUGCCGCCACCGUGUCUCCCCCCACCACCAGCGCUACCUCCAGCUUUGCCUCCAAUAAUAUUGGCUCCACCUCCGGCACCCUGUUUUCCGCCAGCGCCCUUAUGUUUUCCUCCGCCACCCCCUGCCCCUAUAUUUCUUCCUGCACCAGCGCCAAUAUGUAUUCCUGCACCAGCACCAAGCCCUUACCUUCUACAAGCACCAGCUCCAGCACCUUUUAUUCUUCCAGCACCUGCACCCUUAUGUCUUCCUCCCCCACCUCCGGCACCUCUAUUUUUGCCUGCACCUCCCCCUGCACCUAUAAUGUUGCCAGCUUCUGUCCCUGCUCCCUUUAUGCUGCCACCCCCUCCAGCUCCUCUUUAUUGUUCUCCGCCACCUGCACCGGCACCAAUCGUAAUAUCAUUGGUACCUCCCGCACCACCUCCUCCUCCCCCGUGUGCCUUACCACAACCCGGACUACCUAUGACUGCGUAUAUGGUCCCAUCUCCUAUUCCAAUAACAUUAGAACCAAAACCUCUAGAACAUAUGCCUCCAUGUGGUUGCCAUUAUUGUUAAAUUAUUGUUUUCUGUUUUCUUAUUUUUAAGCAAAGUAUUUAUUUAUAAUUUUAGGUGCG
Molecule: messenger RNA, 930 nt
Organism: Nymphalis io (European peacock)
Lineage: Eukaryota; Metazoa; Arthropoda; Insecta; Lepidoptera; Nymphalidae
Exons: 4
Coding region: 47-871 (274 amino acids)
Source: RefSeq, a predicted model, not a curated record